Messenger RNA from Diabrotica virgifera virgifera (western corn rootworm), 3703 nucleotides. RefSeq names its product transcription factor SOX-13 (gene Sox102F). Gene Ontology annotation, cellular component: nucleus. The transcript has 7 exons. The coding region runs from base 348 to 2474 and encodes 708 amino acids. Gene Ontology annotation, molecular function: RNA polymerase II cis-regulatory region sequence-specific DNA binding; DNA-binding transcription factor activity, RNA polymerase II-specific. Gene Ontology annotation, biological process: cell fate commitment; regulation of transcription by RNA polymerase II. NCBI's taxonomy places the organism in Eukaryota, Metazoa, Arthropoda, Insecta, Coleoptera, Chrysomelidae. The record is from RefSeq and is a predicted model, not a curated record.
GACACGCAGUGCAUACGCACGUACACCGCGAUCGGGUCUCGUAUUUGGUGCAGUGCAGUGUAAAAGUAAGUGUUAACAACGUCUCGCCUGUCGAGGACCACGACAGGUGCAAAGCAUCUAUCGGACGUAGAACGGUCCAAUCGAACAAGGGUAAACAAUAGGUGUGAGGGGUUGCGCAUAGGGGUAUCGAGGGGUGCGCAUCCAUUGGAUGCAGGUUCUGUUUUUGCUAGUGAGAACAGUAGUUGACGGACAGCGACAAAGUGGCUACUGCACAUCUACCAGAGGUUCGCUCACCGGCGAAUCUGCAAUCAUGUGUUGAUUUGUCGUUACUCACACAUUUGAGAAACAUGUCCUCAAAACGAAAGUCACCACCUACAAAACUACACGAAGGCACCAACUCAACAGACCCCACGACACCAGGAAUUCAACACACCGGCAGCGGCAGCGAAGGAGGAGGUCUCACCGAUCUGGACGAGACGAGCAGCAAUAACCUAAGUGAUAUCUGCGAGGAAGACAACAAUACUAUGGUCCACAACUCCAACGCGUUUUACAAACUAUCGGAACCGUCUUCGCCGGGCAGUGUCUCUCCCAGUGAAGGAGAGGACCUCGAGGAGGACCGCAUGCCUCCCAAUAAGUCGGCCAGAAUGGGCGAACCUCACAUCUUCGUUUCUAGUAGUAUUCAGGCGUUAUCCUUACACACGGAUCACGAAAGACGACGGAACUCUUCGGAGUGUAGUAGUCCCAGUGCUGAUAUAAAAACGAACAGUUAUAACAAUAAUAAUAAUAACAAUAGUUUAGUUAAUAAUAACAGUUCCUCGCAUCCGCUGAAACGGACUAUGGAUGAUGUUCUUAAGAGGCUUACGUCGAAGAUAAAUCAUAGUACGAUACGGGAAGAAAAAAGGCCUACUCCGUGUUCGACGCCAAAUUCUGUGAACAAUUCGGAUGUCGAACCAACAGCUGCCAUCCAACAAGCUCUUUCGGGAGACAACAUUAUGGAAAAGGAUAGAAAAUUAUCUGAAUUAAUUUUCCAACUUCAGAUGGUUAGAGAACAACUGCUACAACAACAACCAGAACCCAACAAGACACCCAGUGCCAGUCAACUAGUUAACGACACUCACCAAAAACAGCUGGAACUCCAGCGCCUACAGCAAGAACAACUGUUACAACACCAACAGAAACUGCAAGAACUUCAAGGCCAGAUAACAGCACAGUAUGCUGCAGGUCCUCAUCAAGCAGGGCUCAUGUUCCUGCCCUUUUUGGAACAACUGCGAGGGCUACAACCUCCAGCGAUGCCACCAAAUGUUGCCAAGUCACCGAUGGGAAAUCACAUGCUCCCUCCACAUCAAGUCCCAAAUUGGAUCUCAGCCACAGCUCACCUCGCUCAAAUGCCAAACAUGACGGGUCCAGCGCCAGAAAAACGAUCUCCACCUCCACAAACGACGCCGUCGACGCCACCUCCACCCCCAUCGGACCCAGAUGCGCCUCUCAACCUCAGCAAACCAAAAUCCUCGAGCUCCGGUUCUGCGAGGUCAAGCCCACAAAGUACUCCCACUGCUCCUCUACAAGAUCAGCCAGUGGCAGCAACUGCGCCUAAACUUCUUCCGCCUAAUCUAAUGAUGUCACGGGCGUUCUUACCAUAUGCAGGAUUACCACCACAGUUUCCUUUGGACAGGAAUAUGCCCAACAAAGACAUGACCAGUCCGGACAAGCAACCGCAUUUCCCUCUUCAUAUGUAUGGUUUGCCGACACCGCCGCAUAUGGGUGGACCCAAAGAGGAUAGUAUUAAGGAAGAUAGAGAUUUUUUAGCCAGUUGUCACCUCUGGGGUUCACCGGACGCUAAUUUCAAACUCGAAGCGGAUAAUGCAGAGAAGGCGAAAAUCAUCAGGCAACAGGCGAAGCGGGAUAACGAAAACAAACCGCACAUCAAGCGGCCCAUGAACGCCUUCAUGGUGUGGGCGAAAGACGAAAGGAGAAAGAUCCUCAAGGCGUGUCCGGACAUGCACAAUUCCAACAUAUCUAAAAUCCUCGGAGCGAGAUGGAAGGCUAUGUCGAAUUCGGAAAAACAGCCUUAUUACGAGGAACAGUCUAGACUGUCUAAAUUGCAUAUGGAGAAGCAUCCCGAUUAUAGGUAUCGACCGAGGCCGAAGAGGACGUGUAUUGUGGAUGGAAAGAAAAUGCGAAUAUCAGAAUACAAGAUGCUGAUGCGCCAACGCCGCCAAGAAAUGCGGCAGCUCUGGUGUCGAGAUUCCACUGACAUGAACAACUUCAUGCCUCCCAAUCCAGAUAUGUCACCCGCCACAUCGACGUCAGGUAGACCAUCGGUAUCUCCACCAAUGGGAAUACUAAACGGUGCUGGUCCCAGCUCGGAUGCCAGUUAUUACUAUACACAGGACAGCACCUCACCCGAAGCCAUGAACUUCUCUCAGGAUUCUAGUAUGGCUUAUGAUUCGUCACCUAGACAUGGCAACGACUGAGCCUGGCUUUCUAGGGACAGAUUCCCUAAUUGGUAUUAAGGUUCAACGUUAGAAAAAUGUUUAGAAGAUUUUGUGAGGCAGCAUUUAACCAAUUUUAGUAUUUUGAAGACAGUAUGUAGCACUAGUUUUUGCUUGCGAAUAUGAAAUUUGGUUAAAGGAAUUCUCCUAAAGAUUUUCCUAGUGUUUGUUUCGAAUAAAUGUCCAUUUUAGGGCGUUUUUUGAUUUGAAAAACCUUGUGGGUUUGUAUUAAUAUUAAUCGUAUGUACAUUUGAUAAAGAGACACUCUAAGGCAAGAUUCUCUUGUGCCAUUUGUGAAAAUAAAAAAUAAUGCCAAAAGACUUUAUUCAUACUUAAAAUUUUUGGUGUUGUAACUUGUAUUGUUAUGUAGAUAUAUUUAAGAAUUUGACGUUAUUUAUUUAUAUCUAGUUAUUCAUUUUUGUUUUUUUUAUUUUGUAAAUUCUUGUAAAACUUUAUAAAUAGUUUUCUGCAUUACAUUGCCAGUUUUUUGUUAAUAUGUACCGGAUCUCUCAACUGUAAUUUUAAUACUUGAGUUUUUAAAAGGUUUUCCAUUAUUUUGACAGAUCAAAUUUUUAAAAAAUAGAAAAUAUACCUAUGCCAUACUACCGUGCCAUUGUGAAUUUUAUAAAUGCCACCUUAACUUUGGUAGGAUUAUUUUAAAAAUGCAAGAAUUAAAAUAUUUGAGACUUUAAACAAUAUUGUUAUUUUUCCAAAAUGAUGACGAAACUUUUGAACUCAAGUGAGCAGUAUUCUUUUCUCUAUGCUGCAUUUUAGUCUUCUAAUUCCGAAAUGAUCUUGUAAAAAAUUAGCUUUAUUAGAAUAAUAAAAUUGUAUUAUUUUUUAAGUAAACGAUGUAUGGUACAAACAAAUUCUGGUAGUUAGAAGACUAAAAUAUUAAGAACAAUUUGGAAAAAAUUAAAUUUUACAAUCUUAGUAUGGAACAAUUGGUUAGUUUCUGUGCAAUUUGAGAACUGUUAAAGCAUAUUAUUGACAAAAAAAUAUUCUUACUAUACUUUUCUAUAUAAUUUUAUAUUUAGGUUGUCAAACCGAUUUUUAAAUUAUUUAAAAUUUAAAUAAAAAUAAAUUUACUUAAAAUUACCAAAUUUUAAUUUAUUUUUAAUUUUUCAAAAAUUUUACUCAAAAAGAUAAGUCCAUGAAGAUUUUCAUGCCUACCAGUUCUAAUAGUCUAAGAGCUAGUGAACCUUUUGACU